AUGGUAGGAGAGAGAGCGUCUGGCAAUUCAGGAGAGAAUGGAGCUAUGGUUGUGGAGGAUGAUGAUGGAGGUGCUCGAGAAUCUCUAGAUUGUGGUCCAGAAGGUCCUCCACAGGAUGAAAGGCACAAGGGUGCAGAGCCGAUUCAAGUAGGGAGUAAACGACGAGUAGUGAUCCCUCAGAGAGACUAUGAAUCGAAGAGACAAAACUUCCGUUUUGCCUUAAUCAGAAUGGUUAACUUCCGGUUGAUUUCUUUGGAUGCCUUGAGAGGGGAGGCUCGGGAAAAAUGGAACCUAAGUCAAGGGGUGCUAAUGCAUCCGUUGGAAAAAGGAUAUGUUAUCUUUCAAUUUCAAUGUGAGGGCAACAAGACAACAGUGUGGCGAAGACCACCCCAUAGGGUUGGUGAUCAAGUUAUUCGAUUUCAAUAUUGGAAGCCUGAAUUCAAUAUUCAAGAGAAGCAAUCCUUUACAAAACUUGUAUGGAUACGUUUUCCAGAUCUUCCGCUUGAAUAUUGGCACGAAAAUGUACUAUUGUCUAUUGCAAAGGCGGUAGGGUGCCCUGUUGCCUUAGAUAGACAGACAAGACAAGGCCUUCUCGGCUAUUUUGCGAGGGUGCUAGUGGAGAUUGACAUCUCUGGCUUGGCAAUGAGGGUGGAGAAAGUUCAGGUCGAAAGAUUUGAACCAAGCACCUCUCAGGUGUACGGUUUUUGUCAAAAGGUUGUAUAUGAGGAUAAUGUGGAACGCUGUGGCCACUGCAAGCGAGUAGGCCACUUGAUUUCCAAAUGUAGGCUAAAGAAAUUGGAUGACGAAAAGCAGUGUGCAGCUGAGAAAUUAGCCGAGGUCCCAAGGGCGGUAUAUGCUGUAGAGGAUGGAGUUGACUCAACUAGGGCCAACUCGGUGGAUCGGCUUUCUCCUAUUUUGGAAGGAAAUUGA
Molecule: messenger RNA, 930 nt
Organism: Macadamia integrifolia
Lineage: Eukaryota; Viridiplantae; Streptophyta; Magnoliopsida; Proteales; Proteaceae
Exons: 2
Coding region: 1-930 (309 amino acids)
Source: RefSeq, a predicted model, not a curated record